Lymnaea stagnalis (great pond snail) is the source of this 2046-nucleotide messenger RNA. Lineage: Eukaryota; Metazoa; Mollusca; Gastropoda; Lymnaeidae. The record is from the annotation of a GenBank genome assembly.
AUGUUACCGGUUGUGAAAUACUCUAUCAAGUUUCCUAGCCUUGCAAGGAAGCCAACUGAAGGUCACGUCCGUCCCUUGAGUGUGAGGAACACAGCGUUGUCCAUUAGGAGACUGAAGUACAGACUGCAGCCACUGAAACAGUAAGUCGUGUGUGUAUGUUGGGAUAUUUCAACAGUAGGUCGUGUGUGUAUGUUGGGAUAUUUCAACAGUAGGUCGUGUGUGUAUGUUGGGAUAUUUCAACAGUAAGUCGUGUGUGCAUGUUGGGAUAUUUCAACAGUAGGUCGUGUGUGUAUGUUGGGAUAUUUCAACAGUAGGUCGUGUGUGUAUGUUGGGAUAUUUCAACAGUAGGUCAUGUGUGUAUGUUGGGAUAUUUCAACAGUAGGCCGUGUUUGUAGGUUGGGAUAUUUCAACAGUAGGCCGUGUUUGUAGGUUGGGAUAUUUCAACAGUAGGCCGUGUUUGUAGGUUGGGAUAUUUCAACAGUAGGCCGUGUUUGUAUGUUGGGAUAUUUCAACAGUAGGUCGUGUGUGUAUGUUGGGAUAUUUCAACAGUAGGCCGUGUUUGUAGGUUGGGAUAUUUCAACAGUAAGUCCUGUUUGUAUGUUGGGAUAUUUCAACAGUAAGUUGUGUUUGUCCGGAAGGAAUUUCAACAGUAGGUCAUGAAUGGUGUUCAGAAAUCCCUAGGCUAAGUCACACAUCUUCCGAUGACUAAUUCCCUGAUGGCACUAAACUGAUAUAUCUUAACAAUGAAACCAACAUCAUGUUCAGUUGAACAACCCUUACAGUACGAUUAUUUUACUCAGUUAUAAACGCGUUCCGAAUUUCUCUCAGCGUUUUCCUUAAGCUUUGAUUUACUUCCAGCCACGCCAUGGUUGUUGCUGUUAAGUCUUCUCCCCGUUAUUCUCACACGCACAUCAUGGUUGUUGUUGUUGUUAAGUCUGCUCCCGUUGUCCCCAGACAUGCCGUGUUCGGGCCGAGACUGGACAUGUCGUCACAGAACCUGCUCAAAUGGCUGCGCGUUUCUGGGUUUGAUGUCUUCGCCGCUGACAGCAAGAUACAGAAAUGGUUGAGGUUGAGAGAGAAACUAAACAUUGACAUGAUGGUGGAAACUGAUCAGAUUCCCAAAGUGAGUGAAUCCUAACAAAAAAUGUUCAGUAUUUCUAUUGCAUUAUUACCUACUUUAUAAUGUAACUAAUAUUUAUACUUUCUCUACCUUGGGGUUAUAGAUGAAAAAUAAAAAAAAAAAGGUUUGGAAUAACCAGUUUUAAGUGUAUUACAGACAUACAAUGCUACAUGCUGCCCGGCCCGACCAAAAUGUGGAUUGAAAAAAACAAACAAAACAUUACUGUUUUAAAGAUCUAUAUUUAUAUCCAGUUCGAGUCACAUACAUCAGUUUAUGCUGAUGACCUAUACAUCAUCCGAGGAAGCCAUCCUUGAUGUAUUUGGUUUUAACAUUUUAACAUUUAGAAAACGUUAUGCCAUUCAUUUGUAUCAUUGAAACCUUAAGACACUUGACGAAGAUUUUCUUUAAAAGCUAUCUUAUAAAAGAUCCCCCCAACCCUCCAAACCCCCCCCCCAACCAACUCACACACAAAGAAAAUAAAACGUUAUGCCAUUCAUUUGUAUCAUUGAAACCUUAAGACACUUGACGAAAAUUUUCUUUAAAAGCUAACUUAAAAAAGAUCCCCCCAACCCCCCAAACCCCCCCCCAACCAACUCACACACAAAGAAAAAAUAACAAAAAAAGCAACAACAAAAAAAAACAAAAAAAAAACAUUAAACAAACGAAAUGACGAUGAUGUGAAUUGAAUGCAAAUUAACAAAGUUCAUCUAUACAUAAAAAAAUACCAUUUUUCAAUGCGUUUGUUCCUACUGACAUAACACCGUGGAUCUGUUCGUCCUAACAGUAAUUAAUCCUGUUGGCGAGUUUAAACUUGUUCACUUCCGCCUUAUUCAAAUAUUGUCUUUGUAACCAAUCAGAUCUUCCGCAGUGGCUAUCCCGGCGGUCUGUGCGGCUUUGACCGCGAGGGGUCGGCCGUAUUCUACGAG